AUGCUCUGCUUUAAGAACAGCAGAGGGCUCCACCUCAGACUCUUCAGCGGCACUGAGGACGGCGAGCCGCAAGCGACACGCGGCUUCGACAGUGUUCAGAACAUGGAGCGUCCCCUGCUUCACGUGGGACCUGACGAGGACGAGGAAAACUGGAGUGCGCCCGUGCCAGCGCCCGUGCCAGCGCCCAUGCUACCGCCCGUGCCAGGGCCCGUGCCAGUGCCCAUGCUACCGCCCAUGCUAGCGCCCAUGCUACCGCCCGUGCCAGCGCCCGUGCUACCGCCCGUGCCAGCGCCCAUGCUACCGCCCAUGCCAGGGCCCGUGCCAGCGCCCAUGCUAGCGCCCGUGCCAGCGCCAAGGUGCAAACGCGCCUCAAGCAACAGGUUCGCCCACUGGCAGCGGCACGAGCUGGAGAGUGUUUUCCAGCAUACUCAUUACAUCACGGCAGACGUAAGGAAACAACUGGCAGCAUCCAUGGGUGUGAGUGAAGCCAAAGUGCAGAACUGGUUUAAGAAGAAGAGAGAACAAUACAGGAAAUAUCAAAAGCCAUAAAUAAAGGCCCAGAGAUGCUCCUCCUGCUAGGCAGACCACAUUACCCUGAUGUCUAUGGAGGGGCCCAGAAGCCAGAUGCAGAUGCUUUUCUUUCUGUUACCAACAACUUAUUAUUAUACU
Molecule: messenger RNA, 669 nt
Organism: Peromyscus maniculatus bairdii (prairie deer mouse)
Lineage: Eukaryota; Metazoa; Chordata; Mammalia; Rodentia; Cricetidae
Source: RefSeq, a predicted model, not a curated record